This is a messenger RNA of Effrenium voratum, 555 nucleotides long. The record is from the annotation of a GenBank genome assembly. NCBI's taxonomy places the organism in Eukaryota, Dinophyceae, Suessiales, Symbiodiniaceae.
AUGGCUCAGCUACGUCCAGCAGUGCCCUCAUGCGCAGGUUUGGCCAUGGGCAAGAAGCAAAGGGAGGAAGAGGAGGAGGAGGAGGAGGAGGAAGAAGAAGAGGUAAAGCCUAAGAAGAAAGCGAAGGCGGAAGCCGUGGAAACGGAAGAAGCCGCAUUCGAGGACCCUGCGCUGGACAACGAUGACGGCGAGCCCACCCAGUUCUCCGUUUCCGUUGGCGGCCUCAGCUUUGACACCAAGCGGGAGACUGUGCGCAAGGCCCUGAAGAAGUUCGGAAAGGUCGUCACGGUGAGGAGAUGGGUCCGAGGUGCACCCCGCCGCGCGGACGUAUCCUUCUCUGCGGCGGAAGAGAUGGACGCGGCCAUUGCGGGGAUGGCGGACAAGGAGAUUGAUGGCCGGCCUGUGAAGGUCAAGGCCACUCCCAAGGAAGAGGAAGCUAGCCCGAAGAAGGGCAAAGGGAAAGGUAAAGGCAAAGGAAAAGGGAAAGGUAAAGGAAAGGGAAAAGGAAAGGGAAAAGGAAAGGGUGGCGGUGGCGGUGGCAGAGGUAGAGGCUGA